GUGCAAAUUGAGUCGAUCAAGCCUGGUUGCUAUAACACGUUAGUGAUGUUGAACUUAGAUGGAAAUCCGUACGAGAAGGAAGGUUCUGUUGCGCAGUGGUUGAUCGCUAACAUUCCUGAUGGUAAAGGUAUUGAGGAUGGACAAGAGAUUGUGAAGUACGUGCAGCCACUCCCAUUUUGCGGAACUGGCUACCAUCGAGUAGCUUUCCUACUUUUCCGCCACAGUCAGAAAAUCACCUCAUUUCCUCAAUUGAAUAGGUGA
Molecule: messenger RNA, 261 nt
Organism: Strongylus vulgaris
Lineage: Eukaryota; Metazoa; Nematoda; Chromadorea; Rhabditida; Strongylidae
Source: the annotation of a GenBank genome assembly